CUAUAUAAAAACGCACAACUCCGAGAUACGAACGCGCAUGAUAAUAAACAGUUUCACAUAGAUCUUUGACAAAAUUUAUUAAAAUAAUAUCUAUUGAAAUAUAGAAAGGAUUAAUAAGAAAGUUUAACUUUAAUUCAUCGACUUAUGUUUUGACUACACGCGUAUAUAAACGUUAUGUCUAUUUAUCAAGAAAGGGAGAAAAACGAUCGUUUCAUGACGACAGAAGACAAUAUGUCGUUGGAUACUCUUGGAAUCGUAGGAGUUCCAGUGAGCAAAGGCCAGCGCCGUGACGGCACAGAGAAGGGCCCACAAGUGUUACGUGACGGCGGACUGAUCGAGAAACUGACGCGUUUCGGUUGGAACGUCACAGAUUACGGGGACGUCAAUUAUGACUACGUCGACGAUGACUUGCCGUAUGAUCAUGUCAGAAAUCCAAGACACAUCGCCAGCGGCUCAUUAAAUACAGCGGACCAGGUGGAGCGGUGUUUACGGGCGGAAGGACGCUGUAUCGCGUUGGGCGGCGAUCACAGCAUGGCUAUCGGAACCGUCAUGGGUCACGCGCGCGUCCACCCGGAUAUGGCGGUGCUCUGGAUUGAUGCGCACGCAGACAUCAACACGCCGCUGACGUCAGAGAGCGGUAACAUUCACGGGAUGCCGCUGUCGUUUUUGGCGCACGAGCUGGACAACUAUAUCUCGUAUUUACCCGGAUGGGAGGAAGUAAAGCCAUGUAUCAGCGUUGACCAGGUGGCGUGGAUCGGCCUGCGGGACGUGGACCCUCUGGAAAGGGCCAUCGUAGAGAAGUUCAACAUGAACUCGUUCAGUAUGCAGGAAGUGGAUCAAUUAGGCAUCCGAAGGGUCCUCGACAUGGCGCUAGAGGCAGUCGACCCGACCGGUACCAAACCCAUUCACGUGAGUUUCGACGUCGACUCGAUGGACCCACUGUACACGCCCAGUACCGGAACUCCCGUCAGUGGCGGUCUGUCUCUCCGAGAGCUGUGCUACAUAGCGGAAAUCGUGGCGCAAACAGGUCGGCUUGCGGUUAUAGACAUUGCGGAGGUGAACCCGACGCUCGGUGACAAGAACGACGUCGACCUCACGGUAAAGACGACGAUUGACGUUAUCUCGCAUUUCUACGGCCAGCGUCGUCAAGGCAACGCCCCCGAAGGCGCUGAGAUUCCGCUUUCGAUUACGAAACGAGUCCCAUUGAAGCCCAGACCUGUUGGGACAAGUAGGAAAGUGCUUCAAAACUAAAACGUAGCGUCGUGUGUUUGGCUCAAAAGAUGGAAUGAAUUCGUAUCCAGUUAAACCUCGUUGAGGUACAUGUAUAAGUAAUGACAUUUUUACAGCCAUUGUCAUGAUGAGGCGUUUUGGGCGAGUUCGUAUUGUAGACCUCUCCAAAACCUAAAAAAGCAUUCGCAGUGGUAUCAUGAUUAAGCAAAGAGGACCGGAGGAAUGGAUAAUUCAUGUUAUAGUUAAUUACGGUAUCAUUUAUUAACCUGACAAUGAAUUUAGGUCGAGGUCCCUCAUGAUCUUUCAAACUACGCAUUUGUGUAUGUGCAUACGAACUAUCACACUAGCAGAUUUGUGUUUGAAUCAUACAUUUCUUUACAUAUUUUUAGAGAUAUUGUUGACAUUCGAACGUUGACCCUAAUUAUCAGUUGAUAUUUUACACUGUAUGACUUUCAAUAAGUUGAUUCGUCGUUGUCAUUGGAAACGAAUUAAUCCGGUUCACUACUACUAAGUGGGUUUAUGGAUCACUGAAUUCGUUUAUGUAUUUUUCGCGCAUAUGUAAAUGCAUAAUUUAGAGUUUUGAAAACUGUAAGGAUUACUCAAUUCAGCAUUUUAAUGAUCAAUAACGGCACGUGUUCAUUAAGUACUCGCUCCUUAUAUCCUUUUCAUUCGGUACAUUUUGAAGUACUAAAACUUUGAAAAGUUGUGACAAGUAAUUAUCUACGCAAAGUGGUUAGGACGCAGUACUUGACAAUGUAUAUCCUUUUUUUGACGUCAAUCGAUUGUUUAUGUAAAUGGUCACGUUUAAUGUGGUUUUGUUUGUGUAUCGAUCCGUGAUCGAUAUCUUGUUUAAACCGGAGUUCACUAUUUCGCAAUAUGUGUUUAUUUUCCUUAAGUGCAAUAUGAAAUCUUUACAAUUUCUUCUUCUUGCUUGGUUUACCGUUCACCAGCUUAACCUGGUUACUGUUAUGCAAUGUAUUUAUUAUUACAAGUGCGAUAUACUAUGUAUAGAUCUGAACUGGCGGUAUCAGGGUUGGUUACGUAUAAAAUACUUGCCAAAAUGUAUAUUAAUAUUGAUUUGUCCUUAUCGUUAAUGUAUAUUCAUUGCUUUUGUAAGGCAACAAAGUGUACAUGAAGCAAUUGUUGGUGAUUAUAAGCUUCCCAAAAACUAUACGCAAGUACCAGUGUGACAUUGCUUAAUCAAGGCGUGAUUUUCUAUGUUAAAACUCGGGUUAUUGUGACAUUACGAUAUUUAUUUUAUUGUUUUUAAUUUUCUAUGUUAAAACUAGGGUUAUUGUGACAUUACGAUAUUUAUUUUAUUGUUUUUCUUCGCAUGUAAUAGUUAUACUACAUAAAUCCAUGAUAACACGCUGGUAUUAUACAGUGUUUUUUACAGUAUGAUAUCGCACGUUUGUAGGUGCAAUGCUUACAUACACAAGUUUAAACGCAUAUGCAAUUUUUACAUCGUUUUUAACUUAUGGUGAGGCUUUAUUUAUAUUAUUAAAUGUUGAACUUAUGUAAUUCUCAUAUAUAUAUUACAGUUACAUGCAUCACAUAUCUUUUUUUAUGCAACUUUUCUUUGUUGUUAUAAUUUAAUGUAUUUAAUUAAAUGUUACCAAAACACAA
This is a messenger RNA of Dreissena polymorpha, 2856 nucleotides long. Its product is annotated as arginase-1-like. Gene Ontology annotation, molecular function: manganese ion binding; arginase activity. Bases 175 to 1251 code for a protein of 358 amino acids. Gene Ontology annotation, cellular component: cytoplasm; cytosol; nucleus. Lineage: Eukaryota; Metazoa; Mollusca; Bivalvia; Myida; Dreissenidae. The transcript is spliced from 6 exons. The record is from RefSeq and is a predicted model, not a curated record.